Taeniopygia guttata (zebra finch) is the source of this 878-nucleotide messenger RNA. The record is from RefSeq and is a predicted model, not a curated record. NCBI's taxonomy places the organism in Eukaryota, Metazoa, Chordata, Aves, Passeriformes, Estrildidae.
AACCCCAAAAACCCCCAAACUUCCCCCAAACCCCCCAAACUCCCCCGAUGGCGGCGUUGGCCUCGUCCCUGAUCCGGCAGCGCCGCGGCGGCCCCCGGGACGCGCCCGCCCCGCGCGCUUCGGGCCCCGCGCGCGCCCCCGCGGCCGCUCGGCCGCCAUCGCUGUGCCAGCGGCAGCUGCGCCGCCUCGUGGCCAAAGUGCGGGACUGCGGCCGCGGGCGGCGCCCCAGGGAGAAACCGCCCGAGCCGCAGCUGCGCGGGGCCGUGGCGCGGCUCCGGGGCGGUCACGGCCAUUUCCUGCAGAUGGGCCCCGACGGGCGCCUGGAGGGGACCCGCGAGGAGCCGGGCCCGGCCACGCUGUUUAACCUGAUCCCGGUGGGGCUCCGCGUCGUGGCCAUCCAGGGCACCCGCGCCGGUCGUUACGUGGCCAUGAACGGCGCCGGCCUCGUCUACACCUCCGUACAUUUUACCCCCGAGUGCCGCUUCAAGGAGUGCGUGUUCCAGAGCUCGCACGUGCUCUACGCCUCGGCGCUGUACCGGCAGCGCCGCUCGGGCCGCGCCUGGUACCUGGGGCUGGACCGGCACGGCCGCCCCAUGGCCGGGCCCCGCGUGCGCAAGGACAAGGCGGCCGCGCACUUCCUGCCACAGCUGCUCGAGGUGGCGCUGUACCGGGAGCCGUCCCUGCACGAGGUCGAGGAGCCCCCCGGGACCCCUCCCCCACCCGGGACCCCUCCCCCACCCCCCGAUGACCUCUGACCUCGCCUGUGACCUUUGACCUCGGAUCGACCCCGACCUCUCCAAGAAAUGAAAACCUGCACUGAAAAAUCCCCCAAAAAAGCUGAAAAAAACCCAAAAAUCCCUCAAAAAACCCUGGAAAAA